This is a messenger RNA of Populus trichocarpa (black cottonwood), 2657 nucleotides long. RefSeq names its product CO(2)-response secreted protease. NCBI's taxonomy places the organism in Eukaryota, Viridiplantae, Streptophyta, Magnoliopsida, Malpighiales, Salicaceae. Gene Ontology annotation, biological process: proteolysis. The transcript has 9 exons. Bases 233 to 2533 code for a protein of 766 amino acids. Gene Ontology annotation, molecular function: serine-type endopeptidase activity. The record is from RefSeq and is a predicted model, not a curated record.
UGUACCGUCACCACCCCACCACCACCACCACCUCCACCAUUUCCAACUAUGGAGUGCCAAAGAUGAUCAAUGGCGCACUUUGGAGGAUAUGUCAUUGGGUCUGCGGCUGCCUACUAUCACAUACAAGCACCAUCAUACUAGUAUAAGUAGCAGUAGAUGGCUGUCUAAUAGCUUUCUCACUUGUAUCCAAACAUCAAUAAACUAGAGUAGCCUUGCCCCAUCAGUUAAAUCUAUGAAAUAUUCUGCCCUAUGCUAUGUGCUGUUCCUUAUCCUCUUUGAUGUAUUUCUGGUAAAAUCAGGAGCAGACGAGGGAGAGAAGGAUGGUGUUUAUAUUGUUUACAUGGGAGCUGCGACAGCAAAUGGUUCUUCAAAGAAUGAACAUGCCCAGCUUCUGAGCUCUGUCUUAAAACGGAGAAAGAAUGCUCUAGUGCACAGCUACGAACAUGGAAUUUCAGGGUUUACAGCUCGUUUAUCAGCAGCAGAGGCACAAUCAAUUGCUAAAAACCCAGGGGUCGUAUCAGUUUUUCCUGAUCCUGUCUACCAACUCCACACAACUCGUUCAUGGGAUUUCUUGAAAUACGGAACCGAUGUAAAGAUCGACUUGAGCCCAAAUUCUGACUCUAACUUAUCUUCUCGAGGAUAUGAUGUGAUCAUUGGAAUCCUGGAUACAGGUAUUUGGCCCGAGUCUAAGAGUUUUAGUGACAAGGAUAUGGAUCCAAUACCAUCAAGCUGGAAGGGUACCUGUGUCGAAGCUCGAGAUUUCAACUCAUCCAAUUGUAAUAGAAAAUUAAUUGGAGCAAGAUCUUACAAUGGCCCUGGCGAUGACGAUGACGGACUUGUUAAUACACCAAGAGAUAUGAAUGGUCAUGGCACUCAUGUAGCUUCGACUGCAGCAGGAAUUAUGGUCCCUGGUGCAUCUUACCAUGGAUUAGCUUCCGGGACUGCGAAAGGUGGAUCACUUGGGUCAAGGAUUGCUGUGUACAGAAUAUGUACGCCAAACGGAUGUGCUGGGUCCAGUAUAUUAGCUGCAUUCAGUGAUGCCAUUAAAGACGGUGUUGAUAUACUAUCAUUGUCACUAGGUUCACCAGCAUCACGCAUCUCCGAUUUUAAGGAAGAUCCAAUAGCCAUUGGAGCGUUCCACGCUGUUGAGAAUGGUAUCACCGUGGUCUGCUCUGCAGGGAACGAUGGGCCAUCGGAAAAAACUGUUUCGAAUGGUGCGCCCUGGAUUCUGACAGUUGCUGCAACAACCAUAGAUCGGAGAUUCGAGUCUAAUGUUGUGCUUGAUAAAAAAAAGGUGAUCAAGGGUGAAGCCAUAAAUUUUGCCAAUAUUGGAAAAUCUCCAGUACAUCCAUUGAUUUAUGCGAAGUCAGCUAAGAAGGCCGGUGCGGACGCAAGGGAUGCCAGAAACUGCUACCCAGAUUCUAUGGAUGGGAAAAAGAUCAAAGGAAAAAUCGUCAUCUGUGACAAUGAUGAAGAUAUAAACUCAUAUUAUAAGAUGAACGAGGUGCGGAACUUGGAAGGAAUUGGUGCUGUCUUGGUCAGCGACAAGACAAAUGGAGAUGCAUCUGAUUUCGAUGAAUUUCCAAUGACUGUGAUCAGAUCAAAGGAUGCUGUCGAGAUCUUUGCCUACCUAAACUCAACCAAAAAUCCAGUUGCAACAAUCCUACCCACCACAGUGGUGUCACAAUAUAAGCCAGCACCUGCUAUCGCCUACUUUUCAUCCAGAGGGCCUUCCUCCAUCUCAAGAAAUAUCCUCAAGCCUGAUAUAGCGGCACCGGGAUCAAACAUACUGGCAGCUUGGACGGCCUAUGAUGGAGAAGUAACUGAUGAAGGUAGAGAAAUCCCAAAAUUUAAAAUUAUGUCAGGAACCUCCAUGUCAUGUCCGCAUGUUUCUGGAAUGGCUGCUGUGCUCAAAUCCCAUUACCCCUCUUGGAGUCCCUCUGCUAUCAAGUCUGCCAUUAUGACAACAGCAUCUCAGAUAAACAAUAUGAAGGCCCCAAUAACAACAGAGUUAGGUGCUAUUGCCACAGCUUAUGAUUAUGGGGCGGGUGAAAUGAGCACGAACGGAGCAUUGCAACCAGGGCUAGUUUAUGAAACCACCGCCAUUGACUACUUAUACUUCCUGUGCUAUCACGGGUACAAUAUAUCCACAAUUAAAGUUAUUUCCAAAGAUGUUCCAGCUGGUUUUGCUUGUCCGAAGGAAUCAAAAGUCAAUAUGAUAUCCAAUAUCAACUAUCCGUCAAUAGCAGUUUUCAACCUCACUGGAAAACACAGUAGGAACAUUACCAGAACCCUCACAAACGUUGCUGGAGAUGGUACCGCAACUUACUCUCUAACAAUUGAAGCACCUAUUGGUCUAACAGUCACCGUGACUCCAACUAGCUUGCAGUUCACAAAGAACGGCCAAAGACUGGGUUAUCACAUAAUUUUCACUCCAACUGUCUCUUCAUUACAGAAAGACAUGUUCGGGUCAAUUACAUGGAGAACCAAAAAAUUUAAUGUCCGCACUCCGUUCGUCGCAAGUAGUAGGUGAUUCAGGAAACAACUACAUCAAAAAGAUGCAUUUUACAAGUAAUAAAUACAAGAAUGCUUGUGAUGCUCGUAGUAUAUCAUCUCAAGCUCAAUGCGUAUAAAUAAGAAUGCAUGUUGCCAGGCUA